ACCACAGCGCCACACCUCCUCCUGAUCCUCCUUCGCACCUCCGAGAGAGAUCGAGUGCGGCCAUGGAGCCGUCGUCGCGGCGGCUUCUGCUCUCGGACUACGACGGCGCGAUCCUCUCGCCGCUGCCUUCCCCCUCCCCGUCCUCAGCCACGCCGUUCCGCCCCGGCGUGGCGGUGGUGGUGGGCAUCCUCACCAGCGUCUUCUCCAUCACCUUCCUCCUCCUGCUCUACGCCAAGCACUGCAAGCGCAGCGCCGCCGAGUCCUCCGGCCCCUACGGCGGCGGCGGCGGACGAUCCUCGGGAGGCGGCGCCUCUGCCGGCGAGCGGAGGAACUCCGGCGUGGAGCGCGCCGUGGUGGAGUCGCUCCCGGUGUUCCGCUUCGGGGCGCUGCGCGGGCAGAAGGCCGGGCUCGAGUGCGCCGUCUGCCUCGGGCGGUUCGAGCCCGCCGAGGCGCUCCGGCUGCUCCCCAAGUGCCGCCACGGGUUCCACGUCGAGUGCGUCGAUACGUGGCUCGACGCGCACGGCACCUGCCCGCUCUGCCGCGCCCGCGUCGACCCCGAGGACGUGCUGCUGCUCCCCGAGCCGCCCAAGCCCUCCACCACGGGCCCUCCCGACCCCGCCCCGGACCAGAAGCCUGCGAAGGAUGCGGCGCCGGCGCCCGCCCCGUCUCCGGUCUGGAAGGUCUUCUCCGGCCGGCACUCGACUGGCUCGGUCCGCGCGCCGGGGCGGGUGGGCCCGACGACCCGCCGCUCCGCCGAUCUGGAAGCAGGCGCCGCACCCACGGUGGGCUGUUUCGAGGUCGUGGCGGCGGGGAAGGUGCGGAAGGACCGGGUGCUCAUGGCGGCGGAACCCGCGGCGGCGGCGGCGGAGCCCGACCCGGAGGCCUUCGAGCGGCGGUUCGGGCACCGCAUCCUGGUGAGCACCGCCAGCGGCUGCGACGGCGAGGCGGCGCGGUGGAGCGAGGUGCGGCCGUCCGACCUCAUGUUCGUGCGCGCCGAGAUGCUCGUCACGGACUCCUCCUCCGGCCGCUACUCCUGCUCGGCGGCCGUCACCUCCGGAAGGGCCGAGAUCGCCGGCCGCAGCCUGUCGGAGAUCGCGGGCGUGAGCCGCCUCCCGCCGAUCCGCGCCGGCGGGGCGCGUCGGUGGCCGGGGUCGAGCUGGUGGGCCCGCGGCUCGCCCGGCCUUAACGGCCCUAGCACCUAG
Lolium rigidum is the source of this 1202-nucleotide messenger RNA. RefSeq names its product RING-H2 finger protein ATL43-like. The transcript has a single exon. The record is from RefSeq and is a predicted model, not a curated record. Lineage: Eukaryota; Viridiplantae; Streptophyta; Magnoliopsida; Poales; Poaceae. The coding region runs from base 63 to 1202 and encodes 379 amino acids.